Messenger RNA from Acanthaster planci (crown-of-thorns starfish), 3282 nucleotides. RefSeq names its product methylcrotonoyl-CoA carboxylase beta chain, mitochondrial-like. Gene Ontology annotation, biological process: L-leucine catabolic process. Gene Ontology annotation, molecular function: methylcrotonoyl-CoA carboxylase activity. NCBI's taxonomy places the organism in Eukaryota, Metazoa, Echinodermata, Asteroidea, Valvatida, Acanthasteridae. Gene Ontology annotation, cellular component: mitochondrion; methylcrotonoyl-CoA carboxylase complex. The record is from RefSeq and is a predicted model, not a curated record.
CAUGUACAUGUACAUGUACAUGUACUGUACGUAAUCCGGCAAAUCAACAUGGCAGCGCCCAUCUACACGUAGAUCUGACUCGUUUGUCUGGGAAGUGCUACAAAACAAAUGCCCCAAAAUGAACGUUUGCUGUCGCCUUUUUGGUCGCAGUCUGCGAAGGAGUGUGGCAGGAACAUUUCGGUCAUAUUAUGGGGAGAGAAUUGCAACGAUCGGAUCACCGCCGGACAAAAAUUCCGAUCAAUACAAGGAAAAUUAUGCCCGCAUGAAGGAACUGGUUGGUGAUCUGAAAUCACGCGUCUCCUCGGCCACUAAAGGAGGCGGUGAGAAGAACAUCCAGCGUCACGUGUCCCAGGGGAAGAUGCUGGUCCGAGAUCGCAUCAAUAACCUGCUGGAUCCAGGGUCUCCAUUCCUGGAGCUGUCUCAGUUGGCCGGAUAUGAUCUCUACGGGGAAGAAGAAGUCCCUGCCGGGGGAAUUAUCACUGGUAUUGGUAGAGUGUCUGGGGUUGACUGUAUGAUUGUAGCCAAUGACGCAACAGUCAAAGCCGGCACUUACUAUCCCAUCACCGUCAAGAAACACCUCCGAGCACAAGACGUUGCGAGAGAAAACAACUUGACCUGUAUUUAUCUUGUGGAUUCCGGAGGGGCCAACUUACCCAGGCAGGAUGAAGUCUUUCCGGACAGAGAUAACUUUGGUCGCAUCUUCUACAAUCAAGCCACAAUGUCCGGCAUGGGGAUACCUCAGAUUGCCGUUGUCAUGGGUAGCUGUACAGCCGGAGGAGCAUAUGUACCAGCCAUGGCUGACCAGAGCAUCAUCGUCAAGAAGCAAGGAACCAUUUUUCUUGCAGGACCGCCCUUGGUGCGAGCAGCCACCGGUGAGGUGGUCUCUCCCGAGGAUUUGGGCGGGGCUGACCUCCAUUGCAGGACAUCAGGUGUUACGGACCACUUUGCAGAAGAUGACGGCCAUGCCUUGUACCUGGCCAGAAGAACAGUCGCCAACCUCAACAGGAAGAAAUCAAUAAAUAUUCCAAUUCAGGAGCCGCAGGACCCAAUUUAUCCCAUAGAUGAACUGUAUGGCAUCGUCCAGAGUGACUUCAGUAAAGUGUACGACAUCCGAGAAGUCAUAGCCAGGGUUGUGGAUGGCAGCGUGUUUGACGAGUUCAAGACACUUUAUGGAGACACGUUGAUAACAGGAUUUGCUCACAUCCAUGGCUACCCAGUCGGUAUCCUUGGUAACAAUGGGGUGCUAUACUCGUCGUGUGCUCUGAAGGCUGCUCAUUUCAUACAGUUGUGCUGCAAGCGAAAAAUUCCGCUCCUCUUCCUACAGAAUAUCACAGGUUUCAUGGUCGGUCGUGAUGCGGAGGCAGGAGGCAUAGCUAAGAACGGAGCCAAGAUGGUGACUGCCGUAGCCUGCGCCAACGUUCCCAAGAUCACAAUCAUCGUAGGCGGGUCAUUUGGUGCUGGCAACUAUGGAAUGUGUGGACGGGCUUAUGGUCCACGAUUCCUGUACAUGUGGCCUAACGCUCGUAUCUCUGUCAUGGGUGGCAAGCAAGCAGCAUUGGUUUUGGCUCAGGUACAGAAAGCACAAAGACAACGAAUGGGCCAAGAGUUUACGGCAGAGGAGCAAGAAGCAUUAAUGAAACCCAUCUUGGAGAAGUAUGAACAAGAAGGAAGUCCUUACUACUCCAGUGCCAGGUUAUGGGAUGACGGAGUGAUAGACCCUGCAGAUACACGCACUGUCCUAGCUCUGAGUUUAAGCGCUGCCCUCAACGCACCUGUACAGAACACAGACUUCGGUGUCUUCCGUAUGUGAUGAUAUUCAGUAUUCAGAGAUGUGAAAUGGUAUCAUGAUUCAGGAAAACCUCUGAGUAAAUUAACUGUUUGUUUUGUCAACCCAAACAUGAGCUGAAAGCGUCGUCGACAGUGGAGUGGACUUUCUGAAGGCAAGAAAAUAACGCCAAAAAGAAUAUUAAAGCCAGAGUAACCUCUGUUACAUCACAAGUCUGCUGCCUUCUUGCACACCAAGGUGCAUGGCCUUCUGGAAGGGUUAUUAAAAUCAAUGGAUCGUAGAGUUCCUUUCCCCACACACACACACUACUGGUUGUGCUUUGUAUAAGAUCCCUGCUUUGGUUAGUACAGUCACCUUGGAAAGUUUGAAAAUCCUGGAAUGAGUACAAUUGUAUAAGUUUUGUUGAAAGUUGAAUCAAACCUCCUACGUAUUAAGACUUCCUGUCUGUAGCAAGUAGCAAAGUAAAUCUAUUCAAUGUGCUAUUUAUUCAACACACAUGGUUCAUUUUCAAAGCAAUUUGUUUGUCCCUGGGUUGAAAGUGCUUCAUGGAUGAAGAGAUCUGCUCUUCAUAGGAGCAACGUUUGCAUUGUCCAGUGUAUACUAGUGUGUAUUUGUUCUUUUACAAUUUAUUUUAUCGGGGAAUGCAAACCGUGGACUUCUGUUCUUAUGACAUAUCACACUUUUGUGUUACAUUCGUGCAUUCCUAUGGUGCUCAGUGGACCAUGUGCCCACACUGGCUCCGUGGAAAAGUGGAGAUAUAAACAAAGUGUGAUGUCAUCAGUACAUAGGCCUAUUGCUUUUGCAGCACGACGCCCAAGAAGUUACCAUUUGGGGUCAUUUCCCCCUCCCAGUGCAUUAUGGGAAGAGUCAACACCUGCUCAGUAUAAUGGAAUCCCUUGCCCAAGGACUCGGGUUUAACAUUUUCUUGAAGUGCACACUUUGGAAUGCUCUUAAAUGAUCCCGUUUCUGUAGUAUCAUAAAGACCAAGGAACAGAUGACUAUAGAUCGUCAUUUAAACCAUGCCAAAGUGCUGGAUGGUAUGCUGUACUUGUGGGUCAUUCCUGUCUGCUCUGUGAAGCUCACUCUUACCCAAUUUCCCCUACAGGGUUCAGGGAAGGGCAAAUGCAAGAUGCCAAUUUUUGUCUAACAGUCAUUGGAUAGCCUAGAGGUCAUCUGAACAAUAACGCAUGUCAACACGACAGGUGCACACGGAAUGUACAUGGACGUGUGUGGAUUAGGGCAGACAGUAGCUUGCAAUAUUCCGAGUGUCUGCAGAUUUCCUUCGCAGGCAUUUGUUCUCGGCGCCCUGACUUAAACGGGUUGAAAGGAAGAGGGAACUCCAUGCAGGCACACGAGAUAGCAAGUGUUUAUCUAGCAAGGAUGGUCCUUUGACGGAAACUCAUAUAUGUACACAGGAUUAUGCACUUUCCCAACCACCUGUCCCAUCUUGACUAAUUAGGGAAUGACUACCGGUAAUAAAAACACUGUCAAAGAAA